Molecule: messenger RNA, 3001 nt
Organism: Durotheca rogersii
Lineage: Eukaryota; Fungi; Ascomycota; Sordariomycetes; Xylariales; Xylariaceae
Exons: 5
Coding region: 342-2690 (782 amino acids)
Biological process (GO): mRNA processing
Cellular component (GO): nucleus
Molecular function (GO): metal ion binding; RNA binding
Source: RefSeq, a predicted model, not a curated record
CAUACUCCAGGUACCUGGGUACCUACCUGGGCAGGUGGCAGCGCGCCGCGGGAAGUUUUCCAGAAAGGAACGUCCCUAGAUCCUCCCGUCUUAUCCACAAGUCCAUCGGCCAAUUCCAAAUCCUCAUCUGUCAAUCCCAUCUUCAGCCUUGUAUCUGUUUUUUUUUUUUUUUCCCUUUCUGCUGUCGUCGACCUUGGCCGACCCGCUGUCCUCUCCUCGCUUGCCUGUCAACACGCCGCGUCUGCUCUUCUCCCGUGAGACUCAUGCUAUCCGCCGUUCCUCAGACGCCCUCGCCUACCAAUGCGUAGUCGUCUCUAACUCGUUAGGUCCCCUACGCAACCAUGCUGUUCCCCGAGAGCGACGCGUCUCUUCUCCGGGCCUGGAUCAUAAAUCGCCUGGCGAACACUUCCGACGCAGAUGCCGAUGUCCUUGCCGACUAUGUAUUAGCCCUUCUGCGACAUGACGGUGAUGUCGAGUCCAUCCGCAAGAUGUUCGAGGAUGAGAUCCCCGAUUUCCUUCGAGAAGAUGCUUCUUCCUUCACCGACGAUGUUUUUCAGGCGGUGAAGUUCCGAUCGUACCUCCCGGGAGCUCCCCCUGCCCCUCCCAUCGUCCGUCAGACUGUUCCGCCUCCUUCGAUGCCAACAGCUACCAGCGUCCCGUCGUCCGAAUACAAACCGCGCCUACCCUUCGGCCCUGCUGCGAUGGCGUCCCCGAUCGGCCAGGGUGCGUCGCGCAAGCGCGCGUUCCACGACCGAGACGACGGCGACGUGGAUAUCAUCUUGAACGGUCGCGGACCUGUUACGGGACCGCAAUCCUACAAGCAGCUCCGAAGAGGAGGCGGCUACUCCCAGCGCGGUGGGAGAUUUGAUGACCCGUACGGACCGAGAGCUCAACGUGGAUAUCCCAAUCCUUACCAGAUGCCUUCGGGCCCCAGUAACUUCGGGCCCUUGCCGCCACUCCCGUUCGAGCCUUCUCAGCAUGGUCAGAAUAUGCCGCCCAUCGAUGCGAACAGCAUCUUGGAGAACAUGCAGAGGCUGCAGCAGCUUGGCAUCCCUAUCCCCGACGUUCCCAACCUGCCAAAGCCUGUCUACUCUGGAUUCGCUCCCCCUUCGUCACGCCGCCGAAAGCAGCGCUGCCGGGACUAUGAUACCAAGGGAUAUUGCUCGAGAGGCAGCAACUGUAUGUUCGAACACGGUUCCGAAUCCCUUUUUGUGCCUUCCCUCGGCGCCUUAGGAAACGGAGAAUACGAUCCAAACAAUGCGGCGCUCACGAUGCCUCUCUUAAUAAACCAACCGCAGGCGCAGACAUUCCAGCCUCCGAAUCCUUCCCCAUUUCACGGAGCGCCUCCCGCGAAUCGGCGCGAGCCUAACAAGACGAAGCGAGGCAAAGGACGGGUGGCUUUUGCCGCGAACGGGCCCGUGCAUGACAAGACUAAGAGUACGAUCGUGGUGCAGAACAUUCCCAGUGAGAACUUCAGCGAAGACCAAGUGCGAGAAUACUUCUCCCAGUUUGGCAAGAUUCGGGAAAUCGCAAUGCAGGCGUCGGAUUCGCUCGCUAUCCUCAAGUUUGGUAGCUGGGACGCUGCCCACGCGGCCUGGAGUUCGCCCAAAGUCAUUUUCGACAAUCGAUUUGUCAAGGUGUUCUGGUACAAGGACGAGGACUCUGAGGCCAGCUCGGCACCGCUGAAUGGCAAAGCUAAGAGCGACGCUAAGAAUGGUGCCGCAAAUGGCAACGCGCCGGCUAAUGGCAAUGCCGAAUCGUUUGACAUGGACGAAUUCAUCCGCAAGCAAGAAGAGGCCCAGAAAAUCCACGACGAGAGGACCCAGAAGCGCCAAGAGAUCGAACGACAACGUCGGGAAUUGGAGGAGCGGGAAAAGGAACUUCUGGCGAGGCGACUGGAGGAGAAGCGCAAGCUUCAGGCCAAGCUGGUCAAUAAAGGCCCGAAGGAUGGGUCGCCGUCGACGACAGGAGCACAGGCAUCCGAAGGCGCAGGAGAGAAGCCUAGUUCGCAGACCGAAGCCCUUCGAGCCCAGUUGGCUGCCCUGGAAGAAGAAGCCAACGUCCUGGGCAUCGACCCAAAUGCGGCGCAGGAGGACGCUUCGUGGAACGCGAGAGGUCGUGGCCGAGGUGGCCGGGUCUUCCGCGGGCGCUACGCCCCGAGGGCAUUCCGAGGCAGCUACGGAUACCGUGGCAGAGGUGGUGGUGUGGAAGCUAGACACGCUGCCUAUGCUGUGUAUUCUUUGGACAACAGACCGAAGGUCAUCGUAUUGACUGGAGUUGAUUUCACGAUCCCGGAGAAAGACGAGGCCCUCCGACAGUACCUCUUUGGUUUUGGGGAGUUCAAGGAUAUUCACACCGAUCCCGCGGCGACGCAUAUCACCUUCAAGGAGCGCAAGACGGCGGAGCAGUUCAUGUUUGGCGUUUCUGCAAACAACACCAUUCCUGGUCUGGACGACAAGCUGGAGAUCGCGUGGGCUAAUUCUACUCCACAAAUAGACAGCAAAGCCGCCCCGGAUAGUGACGCUCCUAUGACCGAUGCCACCGAGGAGGACUCAGGUGCGAAAGACAGGGCCAGUGCUCAAGAGAGUAGCGCCACUGCCGGGCUCGAAGAGGGCGAGGUGGAAAACGAUCGCGGACGGGACCAGGGCGACAUGGAUUACGAGGCUGGAGAAGACUGGGGUCUAUCGUAGAUCUCGAGAGGAGAUCGGUAUCGGAGUAAGUUAUGAUACUAUUGGAUGUACAUUACUGUCGGUAAUUGCCGAAAGAACGCCACUGGGACCGCGUUCUCGGGACGGUAUAGCUGGAGCCUGUUAAGACCUGGUCAAAAAGAUAUGAGCAUACUGUGCGUGUGGGUUAAUAAAGACGACGCAUGAUCAGGGGCACAAUAUAUUUAUCGCGUCGAGUAUAUGUAUGGCCUGUAUGUCGUUGUGCAUUUUCACCUCGUAGACAGAUGCGCAUUUCAGGAUCUUCACAUGAGUUUAGAGAAUAAGGUCUUGUUCAC